Molecule: messenger RNA, 782 nt
Organism: Hydractinia symbiolongicarpus
Lineage: Eukaryota; Metazoa; Cnidaria; Hydrozoa; Anthoathecata; Hydractiniidae
Product: UPF0462 protein C4orf33 homolog
Exons: 6
Coding region: 89-742 (217 amino acids)
Source: RefSeq, a predicted model, not a curated record
AUGGAAAGGUGUACAAAAGUUCAAGAAAGAUGUAAAAAACUGUCUGAAAAGCAUUUCUUUGAUUGUGUGAGAAGUGUACAGUGAGAAUAUGUUGAGAAGUAUAACAGUCGUUGUUUUUAGUUUUUGCUUGAUGCCACAAGCAUUGUUGGCGGGAACUGCAAUGAAAUACAGUAUAAAGACAGAAUGGGAUGGCACCGUCCUUAAACAUGCACCAAUUGAGAUCACACUAAGCUGGAACCAAUCGGAUGAUUUCCUCACAGCAACAUUUGAAGGACCUUUCUUUGAUGAUCCACCUGCGCCAUCUGGUCCACCAGGAAAACCGUUCCCAAAAUUGUGGGAUUAUGAAGUCGCAGAGAUUUUCUUCCUAGCACCAAAUAAUCAAUAUUUGGAAGUAGAAGUUUCUCCACACGGCCAACAUUUGUUGCUUUUAUUGAAUGGAACAAGAAACGCUAUCAAGGACGAACUUCCUAUGCAUUACACCGCCACCAUUUCAACACAACAGAAAACCUGGCAAGGUACAGCACAAAUCCCGUUAUCAUAUCUCCCACACGGUGUUUCGAAAAUGAACGCUUAUGCUAUACAUGGGUCAGGUGAUCAGAGGGUGUAUGAAUCGCUGUACCCAGUUCCGAAAGUAAAAUACACUCAACCUGAUUUUCAUCGUUUGGACUACUUUCAAGAUUUCCAGAUCACGGAUAUCGUAAAAGACACGUCUAGUAUUGGAAAAUAUUGGGAUAAUUUGUAAAUAAAACCAGAUGAAUAUACUGAAUAUACAGUUUUAUAUA